CUGUAGGUAAAAGAUGGACGAGCUGGUCUUAUAUCUGCGUUCUCUGUAACCACCAGCAGGAGGCGACUUCAGCGAUUAUAAGAUACUUGUAUAGAAAUCUACUCGAAAAACAACCUUUCAGCACUUUUCCAGAUUUGUUUAUAACUUCUGAUCAUAGUUUCACAUCUUAUUGAACACAAACUGAUUUUUAUUUGGUCAGUUAUUACAGUCAGGAUGUUAAAGCAGGGUCUUUAUUAGCUGCUCUAGUUUCUAAAUAGCAAUAACUUAUACCAGCCAAUCAAUGGUCACUGUCGACCUCUGGCUUUUUAUUAGUGCUUUUCACAUGUGUGCAGCACAUCUUUAAGAUCAGUUUUUAAAGCCUUACAAUGAAACUAAAGCCCACAGGCUCAGAGUUUGCCAGAAAAAAAAAAAAUUGAAUGCUUCAUAAAGGUAUCACUUUCAGGCCGACUAAGAUUUAGGAACAUGAAGCUUAGGGUCAGGAAUUUUAGAAGAAACACGCCUUUAUCAGCCUAACCCAGAGCUCGCUGAGGUGCUGUAGUUUCAGAGUUGAAGCUCAUUCGGCCUCUGAGCUUACAGAGGCCAAAACAGAACAGGAGUACCUGUUAGAGCGUUAAACACCCCGAGGUGAAGGCGGCAGCCACUGGGCUACGUGGCAAAAGUGGCUUGGAAGAAUAGUUAGAAAGGGCCACCCUCUGGUUCUUUGCUCCUUUGUUACACUGAGUGACUGAUGUUGCCGUAACACUAACAGGCAGUCAGACUAGUUCCUGGUGAAGACAAUCAGUCGGUCCAGUUUCCCUUCACCUCAGCGGGCGUGGCAACCAGAUUAUAUGUGCUGCUGUAAUUUUGGGUCAAAGUCCUGCAGCCAGGACUUUGACCCACCUGCUUUCUUUACCCAAGGCUCACUUAGGCUCACUUAGCCGCCGCUGACCGCCACCUCCACCCGCACAGCCAUGGGCAGCGACAACUCGAGCAUCAAACGAGAGAGCAUCGUAGUGUGUGACCUGUCCGCCACCAUAGACCACUGCCCCACGGUCAUCGAGGAGAGCUUGUGUGGUCUUCAGUACAAGACGCCCUAUUUCAAAGCGUCUGCACGGAUUGUGAUGCCUCCAGUCCCGCGCAACGAGACCUGGGUGGUGGGCUGGAUCCAGGCGUGCACCCAUAAAGAAUAUUACAACACCUACGGAGACGUCGGCAUGUCCAGCUGGGAGCUGCCUCAGCUCCGUGAAGGCCUGGUCCAGGCCAUCAGUGACUCAGAUGGCGUGAGCUACCCUUGGUACGGAAACACAACAGAGACAGUCACCAUAGUCGGCCCCACGUCCAAGCCGUCACGCUUCAUCGUCAGCAUGAACGACAGUUUUUCCUCCCAUGUUACCUGGACUUUGUGGAUCAGCGGCUCUAACACGCCUUUACUGACGAACAUUAAAAGAGACCAGAGUUUCACCACCUGGCUUGUGGCGCUCAACACCACAUCCAGGGAAAAGAUCCUGCUCCACACCAUCAAGUGGAGGAUGAGGGUUGACAUCGCAGUGGACCCGUCCCUGCCUCUGGGUUCCAGGGCCAGGCUGGUGGGCCGGGUGCACCAGGACCAGCCGCGGGUGCUGACCCAAAUAGAGCCCAUCCCUCCUAACGCCAUGAGGGGGCCCAACGCCAACGAGGUCCAGGUUCUGAUGUGGAGGCCGAGGAGAGGCCCUCCGGUUGUUGUCAUACCGCCCAAGUAGAACACCACGUGCAUCUGAUUGGCCGUUUUUGGACAUCAUAUCAUAUCAGGCCAAUUCUGCUAACAGGAUAAUCAGAUGAGACGCAAAAGCAGACAAAAAUAAUAUUUAUAAGCAGGCUGAGAAUUGCAUUACAUGUUGAUGGCCUCAUCAGAGUUGCAGUGCUUUGAAUCUUGAGGGGACAACCGCCUUAAUUCCCCACCGCUGCCUUUGACGAUCAGAAAGUUUGUUAGUCCCUGCUUCUGGUGCCGUUGGGCCGUGCAGGCGUGCACUCCAGCCCUGCACAACAGAGGGAAGACUCGUCUGAAGUUUGAACAUCAGCGCUGGGAUGUAACUGAAACCUGUGCUGUAGCUACUCAGGCCCUGGAAGAAGUGACGGAGCUUAAAUACAAUUGACAAAGGUUUUCGCGGCCUUAAAGACGGCACACUCGUGGCCUGCUCUGUUCUGUACGCUAAAGUGCUGUGUAAGAGUUUAACCCAGGAAAGUUGUUAGUGUUUGUGUUGGGUUCACGUUCAGCGAGGACGGCGUCGCUGUGGGGUUUCUUCUUCAUCGUGGACGCAGACAAGUAGAAUCUCACCGGGAUAACGUGAGCGUGUGGACGAUCCAGCCUCAGCGGGACUGAAAAAAAAGAAAAAAGGCUUCUGCUGAACUGCUGAGCUGGUCCGGAUGAGACAGAGAUGAAGAGAGAUGGAUGAUGUAACCACAUUAUCUUCCCUAUGCUGCUCAUUACUCUUGGUGCCAACCGAAUAAGCCUUCACACACACACACAGACACACACACCUCAUAUAGAAAAACAACAGAGCCAGGAUCACCAGGAAGGACUGUUCUGCCGGCGUACUGCGAACCCUAACACACAUUAACCGCACAGCGGUGUGGACAAAGAGAUAGUUUAACACCCUGAUUAUUGUAGCCAUGACACAGGGGCAGUUUGUGAGCCCACGCCGACAAUCACGAGCAGCACUUCCGAUGGGACAACUUAGAAGGUGAUCGUUAUUGGACUGAAACUGUUCAGAGAACUGAUGCUUUUAUAGUUGUUAACUUUUUUCCCCCACAUGCCCCGAUUAAAAUAACGUGUUAAUUAAAAAUACAUUUUUACUUCACCGUGAGGUUCACACAGUCUGCCGUCAAAGUGCAUCCGGGCCUCAAGUGUCUUUUACAGUUAACAGCCGUGCCUGUGGGCUCGGAGCAGAGCGCUGCACGGCCCUUCGUGUGAAUCUGACUCGUUAUUCCUACUUGUCCUGCCGGUCGACGUUAGAUUGUCUGAAAGCGACGGGCUGACGGUGUUUUACAGUGUUUUAAUGUGGAGGACGUACAGUCCUUUCUCUCAGACUGUCUGGCUUUUGCAUGCAGUGUUUUUAAACUCAUUAAAACAAAUGCCAAAAAUAAA
Oreochromis niloticus (Nile tilapia) is the source of this 3103-nucleotide messenger RNA. Its product is annotated as protein FAM78B. The record is from RefSeq and is a predicted model, not a curated record. Lineage: Eukaryota; Metazoa; Chordata; Actinopteri; Cichliformes; Cichlidae. The transcript has 2 exons. Bases 951 to 1718 code for a protein of 255 amino acids.